AUGUUGUUAACUCUCAUUUCGAGGGGGCUAUUGCUCCUUCACAUUUGCGCUGGCUUGACGGUUGCAAAGGACUCGUCACCACUGUAUAAGGAUCCAAAUGCUUCGAUUGAGGAUCGGGUGUCGGACCUACUAGGUCGUAUGACGGUCGAGGAUAAGACAGCACAAUUGGUACAAGGUGAUAUCACAAAUUGGAUGGAUGAGGAAACUGGGGCGUUCAAUUACACUGGGCUAGAAUGGAAUAUGAGGGAAAGGGCGGGCAUGUUCUACGUCGGUUACCCUGUUGAAUGGGAGUGGAUUGCAACAAAUAUCAAACGCGCGCAGGAUUACCUGGUGGAAAACACGACCCUCGGGAUACCUGCGUUUGUGCAGACUGAAGCAAUCCACGGGUUCUUGGUUAGAAAUGCCACCAUCUAUAACUCACCUAUUGCAUAUGGAUGCUCGUUCAACAGGGAGUUGGUUUACAAGAUGGCAAGACUGAUCAGUCAGGAGGCUUUGGCUCUGGGUGUUAAUCAACUCUUUGCCCCAGUCGUCGACCUUGCUCGAGAGCUGCGAUUUGGCCGCGUUGAGGAAACCUAUUCCGAAGAUCCCUAUCUCGCCGGCGAAAUUGGAUACCAGUACGUCAAGGGAUUGCAAAGUCACAAUGCCUCAGCUCAGGUCAAGCAUUACGCUGGCUUCAGUCAGCCUGAGCAGGGAAUCAACACUGCCCCUGUUCACGGUGGAGAGCGAUACCUGCGCACGACCUGGUUACAUCCUUUCAAGCGCGCGAUUAUAGACGCCGGAGCUUACAGUAUUAUGAGCGCCUACCACUCAUAUGACGGCAUCCCUGCUGUUGCUGACUAUCAUCUUCUCACCGAAAUCCUUCGAGAAGAAUGGGGUUAUGAGUACUUUGUUAUCAGUGAUGCUGGAGCCACAGACCGACUUUGCAAUAACUUCCGUCUGUGUGAGAGUUCACCUAUUGAUUCAGAAUCGGUAACUCUCCAGGCCCUUCCCGCUGGAAACGAUGUCGAGAUGGGCGGCGGUUCAUACAACUUCCACACGAUCCCUCAGCUCAUAGAGUCUGGCAAGCUCGAUAUAGAGACCGUCGAUACCGCAGUUGCGAGAGUUCUACGAGCCAAGUUUGCCCUAGGGCUCUUCGAGAACCCAUACCCAGCUGCGCCUAAAGAGGAAUGGGAUAACCUCAUUCACUCAAAAGAGGCCGUUGACCUGGCCAGGGAGCUAGAUAAAGAAUCUAUCGUCCUGCUAGAAAACCACAACAACGUCCUCCCUCUCAAGAAAACUGGCGAAAUCGCAGUCAUCGGGCCAAUGGCACACGGACGCAUGAACUAUGGCGACUAUGUCACCUCAAGCCAAUACCGCGGCGUCACACCCCUCGAGGGGAUCAAAGCCGCCGUCGGCGACUCUGCCAAAAUCAACUACGCUCAAGGCUGCGAAAGCUGGAGCAACGACGAAUCCGGCUUCGCCGAUGCCGUUGCCGCAGCAGAGAAAUCCGACGUCGCCAUCGUCGUCGUAGGAACAUGGUCCCGCGACCAACAAGAACUCUGGCAAGGCCUCAACGCAACAACAGGCGAGCACGUCGAUGUCAACUCCCUGUCCCUCGUCGGCGCCCAAGCACCCCUCAUCAAGGCCAUUAUCGAUACAGGCAAGCCCACCAUCGUAGUCUUCUCCUCCGGAAAACCAAUCACAGAGCCCUGGGUCUCGUCUUCGGCCUCCGCGCUCGUCCAACAAUUCUACCCCUCCGAAGAGGGCGGGAAUGCACUCGCAGAUGUGCUUUUCGGCGACUAUAGCCCGUCUGGUAAGCUCUCCGUCUCGUUUCCGCACUACGUAGGCGAUCUGCCGAUCUACUACGACCAUCUCAACUCCGCGCGUGAUAUCGGCGACUCAGGCUAUGAAGCGGAGAAUGGAACGCUCGUCUUCGGGCACCAAUACGUUCUUGGGACCCCGGAUCCGUGGUACCCCUUCGGAUAUGGGCUCAGCUAUGUGAACUUCACGUACAGCGAUGUGACGCUCUCGCAGACCAAUGUUUCUGCCACAGACACGGUCACUGUAUCCGUGGAUGUCACGAAUACAGAUGCUGCCCGUGAUGGGACGGAAGUUGUGCAGGUUUAUAUCGUGGAUGAGAUUGCGACGGUUGUGGUGCCGAAUCGUCAACUGAAGGGGUUUGAGAAGGUAGUUGUCCCUGCUGGGGAAACUAAGACUGUCGAGAUUGACAUUGACGUUAAAGAGCUGGGGCUGUGGAAUGCGAGGAUGAAGUAUGUGGUUGAGCCCGGGGCGUUUACAGUUCUUGUUGGUGGGGAUUCAAAGGAUGCUAGGGGGAACGCGACGUUUUGGGUGCAGUGA
Molecule: messenger RNA, 2337 nt
Organism: Aspergillus versicolor CBS 583.65
Lineage: Eukaryota; Fungi; Ascomycota; Eurotiomycetes; Eurotiales; Aspergillaceae
Product: putative beta-glucosidase
Exons: 10
Coding region: 1-2337 (778 amino acids)
Biological process (GO): glucan catabolic process
Molecular function (GO): beta-glucosidase activity
Source: RefSeq, a predicted model, not a curated record